This is a messenger RNA of Felis catus (domestic cat), 3377 nucleotides long. RefSeq names its product olfactory receptor 51A7-like. The transcript has a single exon. The record is from RefSeq and is a predicted model, not a curated record. NCBI's taxonomy places the organism in Eukaryota, Metazoa, Chordata, Mammalia, Carnivora, Felidae. Gene Ontology annotation, biological process: G protein-coupled receptor signaling pathway. Gene Ontology annotation, cellular component: membrane. Gene Ontology annotation, molecular function: G protein-coupled receptor activity; olfactory receptor activity. The coding region runs from base 2418 to 3377 and encodes 319 amino acids.
CCUGCUCUCUGCAUUUCUUGGGAGAGCAGGUUAUAGAUAGAUGUAAUGAAGCUAGAGAGUCAUUGUUCCUAGGGGAGUAGGUGUCUGUUAAUUCUCAGGAGGAUGUGCCUAUGCUAGGGAAGAGUACGAGGGUAUAUAUAAGGAUAUGGAUUCCCAACAUGGUGCUGGAGCAGAGAAGUUAUAGAACCUGGAAGAAUUUGAAAGCUUUUCACCCUUGCUCUGGGGUAAGGAACCCAGGAGCCUAGUAGGUGUCCUAGAGACUCAAAUUGAAUUUCCCUCAGUUUAUUUUAUGUUUCCCAAUGAAAACUCUGAAAUUUAUAGAGUUCAACCUUAUGGCUUUGAAAUGGUUGUAGGUAAAAUGCUUCAUGGCUUCUUCAGCCUAAGAGAUCAAGCUGCAUUUGGGACAGCAUUGAAAGCUGAAAAGAUUAGAGAACAUAUGUGGGAUGGGGUACAUCUUUAUAUUGGCAUGAUGGACACAGUUGAAAAGACAAUGAUGCCAGUAGUAACUAAUUUGUUUAGUUACUUGAUUUAGGCUGGCAGAUUUUCAAAAAAUAACUCAGACAUGGAAUCUUAGAAAUGACCAUUUUAAGGUCACCUUUUGAACAAGAAUGGAUAGUGUAUUAUCACCUUUCUCCCUGUGAAUCCCAUUCCCCUGACAAGAGCCGAGUGUCACAUGCACUAUUGGGGUUUUUCUGGUUUAGAGCUGCUAAAAGGAGGGUUACCCAAGGUGUGAGUGAUGCUGACACCAAGAACAUGAGCAGGAUCAAGUCCAAAUACCAGAGGUAAGAACCUGAAUUGGUCAGCAAUCUAAAAGGUAGACAUUGAAUAGCCAAGAGAAAUGGUAAGCCAAAAGAAAUCCAAGAACAAGGAAAGAAGGACAAGAACCAUGGCCAUUCUGAACGGGGCCACUAGCGAUUGAAUGGAACCAAUGUGAGUGUUUCAAACACCUACAGAUGACAGCUGUCAUAUGUUAUUCACUACAAGGAAACCCACCACAUUUGAAAGACUGAGGUGAAAUGGACACUCAGUACUGAAAUAUGUUCUCAUCACUUCUCCAUAUGACACACCCUACACACCACAAACCUUACAGUCCCUAUCUUGAGUCAAGUGGAGGCAAAGGUCCUUUAAAAUUUUAGUAGCAGAGAAAAAGACUAGUAAGUGUCCUCCCCUUCUUCAGUGCUAUUUCCACCCCUCACCUUGUAAUUUCUUCCAUCUGGAUACAAUUCAUUCUUUCUCUACCCUUGCCAGGAAAUGCUCAUAAACCCUCCAUGAAAGGACAAAUACUUGUGGCCUGGCCAUUCCCUUCUCACCGCUUCUUGUGGUCUUCUAGCUGGAAGCUCACCACUUAGGGGAUGAUAGCUGGUGUCCGAGGAGUCCUUCCUCUGCUCCCUGCGGUGCUGUGCUCACUCAGACUGCUUCAGGCUACAGUAAUGUGCUGGCAUAUAGUGUUUCAACCUGGAGAUCUCUUGGUGAUUUAUGGUUCUGGAAGUGGUGUUGUAUAAGACAAUUAGGAGGGGGUAGAAUUAAAAGAAUAUAAGAAAGUACUGAGCAUCACCCUCCAUUUCCAAAGUUCUGAUGGGAAAAUUUAAAACAUUUUUUUAUAUUUGCUUCAUGUGUUAUUGGCUUCUUAAAAAUGAAAAAUAAAACAUUACUCUUAAAUUUGAAGUUCCCUUUGACACAUACUCCAUUUCCACCAUACUCAUUCUACUGUGAUUUUUUUUGUGUGUACACACAUGUGCACACACAUGUGUGCUUGUAUGCAUAAUUUUCUAGUACCAGGGUCAACAAACUUUUUCUGUAAAUGGCCAGGAAGUAAAUAUUUUAGACUUUUCAGGCCACGUAUUUGUCUCUGUCCUAUGUGUUUUUUCUUCUUUUUUUCCUUUUGAUACAACACUUUAAAAUAUUUUUUAAAUUCUCACAGGUUGAAUUUGGCUCUGCAAAUUAGUUUCCCAAACUCUGUGGUAGGUCAAUUUUAUAUUUUCACACACAUGUAUCAUGAACAAUAAUAUGUUAGGCCUCCUUUAACUCCUGCUACUAUAGCAUCUGUGAUUUGUAUGAAUAUAUGAGCAGUGACCACAUCCAAGAUGUUAUAGAUUUUCCAGAUUGCAAUAUAUUCCAACUUAGUUUACUUGAUGCAUAAAUCUUAAAAAGUGGUGUUUUUUUAAAAAGGUUAUCAAACACCUUGUUGCUUCCAAGCUAUAAGGAACAAAGGUAGACUUGAAGGUCUCAAAUGAAUAUUAUGAAGAAACUAUUUAAAUCGACUCUGUAUUUUUCUUUAUAUAGAAAAAGUUACAUUAUUGCUUGAUACCUAAGGAUGAGCUAUACUUAAUUUAACUGACAACUGAACUUAAUUGUGUUCAGUACACACAACUAAGAGAAUUUGUUGUUGAUGUUAUUUAUCUACCAGGAGCAUAUAAAUGAAAGACCUAUUUGUGAUGUUUUCUCUUAAUACCUCGGAAGUUGAAAUCUCCACCUUCCUGUUGGUUGGGAUCCCAGGGUUUGAGAGUGUACACAUUUGGAUCUCCAUCCCCAUCUGCUUUAUGUACCUCCUGGCCAUCCUGGGCAACUGCACCCCCCUGUUUGUCAUCAGGACAGAGUCUUCCCUGCAUGAGCCUAUGUACUAUUUCCUCUCCAUGCUGGCCCUAUCUGACCUGGGCUUGUCUUUCUCUUCUCUUCCCUCUAUGCUGAGGAUCUUCUUGUUCAAUGCCAUGGAGAUUUCUGCUGAUGCAUGUAUUGCCCAGGAAUUUUUCAUCCAUGGAUUCACAGGCAUGGAAUCCUCAAUGCUCUUGAUCAUAUCCUUUGAUUGCUUUCCAGCCAUUUGCAACCCUCUGAGGUAUAAUUCCAUUCUUACCAGCUCCAGAAUUUUGCAUCGUGGACUGAUAUUUGAUAUUAAAAGCAUUCUACUAGUUCUUCCUCUUCCUUUCACUUUAAAUAGACUCAGAUACUGUAAUAAACACCUGCUCUCACACUCCUACUGUCUCCACCAGGAUGUCAUGAAACUGGCCUGCUCUGACAAUAGGGUUAACUUUUACUAUGGUCUGUUUGUCGCACUCUGCAUGAUGUCAGACAGUGUUUUCAUUGCUGUUUCCUAUGUGUUCAACCUGAAGACUGUAUUGGGUAUUGCAUCCCAUGGGGAGCAACUUAAAGCUCUUAAUACCUGUGUGUCCCACAUCUGUGCUGUGCUCAUCUUCUUUGUGCCCAUCAUCACCUUGGCUACCAUACAUCACUUUGCCAAGCAUAAAUCCCCUUUGGCUAUGAUUCUGAUAGCUGAUGCAUUCUUGUUGGUACCAUCUUUGAUGAAUCCCAUUGUGUAUUGUGUAAAAAGUUGGCAGAUUAGAGUAAAAGUCCUGGAAAAACUGAGUCUAAAGUCUAAAUGA